AUGUGUGCAUCUGGACGGCCAAUCGCGCUUCUGCUGUGUUGCCUGAUCAGCUCAGAGACAACAGGAGAAGUCGGCUGCCCUCUGACGCUGUCUCCCUCCACCCUGGUGGUCAGGUUCGGAGAUCCAGUCACAGCGAACUGCUCUGUAUCAAGGAUUGGCUUCUCUCCUCUUGGUUGGGUAGUCUCACUGGCAGCUCCUGAACCCACGAUGGAUCGGUUUCUGGUCUGGCGUGUUGACAGGAUGACUGCCUGGAGCAUCAGGCCUGCGUGCUACGCACUAUCUGAACAGGGGGGGCAGUGCGACAUUCAUCUCCCUCUAACAGUCUACAAGCCUCCACGUAAUGUGUCCAUCAGCUUUGUUGACCCCACUGGGCCGAUGUUUGAGGGUCAGCAGUACACUCUGCAGUGUACAGUAGAGGACGUGGCUCCUGUUGAAAACCUCACUGUGACCUUCUACAGAGGACGGACAGUACUGAGUCAACAACAGUCCAACAUCAACGACACAGAGAAGAAACCAUUGACUGACAUCUUCUCUUUAAACAUCACCCUCAGUAAAGAGGACGAUGGAGUCCAGUACUGGUGUGAAGCAAAGCUAGAACUGGGACCUGAUGGACCACAGCGCCCUCCAGUGGUGACGUCACGAAACAUCACCACCACUGUGUACUUUGGGCCACAGCUGGUGUGUCCUACAAAGCUGCAGGUGAGAGAGGGAGAGAGUCUCAGCUGCGAGGUGAGAGGAAACCCUCAGCCGUUAGUCACAUGGUUCAGAGAUGGACAGGCGGUUGUCCUGCCCACUCACUCAAGCAGAAAGGAUGCUGGGAGAUACACAGCCUCUGCAGAAGGACGUCUCGGACAGAAAAACUUCACAGUGGAGGUGGAGGUCCUUCCUGGCAGUGGAACUACAAACAGCUGUAAUGAACAUUUCCUGUUGGCCGUCUUGCUGAUUCAGAUGAUUAACUGGUUGUAAAGCCUCAAAACAAGUCAACGUGACCUGAGAUUCUUCUUUCCACGCUUUCUGGAUGAGCGGCUCCCGCUGUGAGAAACGUCCGUCAGGGACGACUCGUCGUUUUGUGUCCCUCUUCAUUUGUACAAAUGGCUCCGUUUCAUAUUAGCGUCUUAUUUUGCAACUUCAUUUUCAACAUCUCAGGUCCCAUUAGAAGCAGAUGAAGUUCUCUUUUUGGGAGCUUCUGCCCAGGUACAUGUUCUUACAGUAGGUUAAUAAACUGGCCUCUCUGUAAUCUGCACAAAACUUCACUUUCAUAUCUUCCAGACUGAAAGCUGCUCUAGAAAGAAAUCAACAGUCACGUACAAUGUAAUGAUCAACGACCAUGCUGUUAUCGGUCCGCCUCCCUUGCCAGAGGAUGUUUAUGGACUGUUUGCAUCCUUUGCCAAACCAUGUUUCAGUCUCCAUCCUGUGUACAUAUGUUCAAUUUUCUGUAGUAUAAAG
Messenger RNA from Anarrhichthys ocellatus (wolf-eel), 1446 nucleotides. RefSeq names its product neural cell adhesion molecule 1-like. The record is from RefSeq and is a predicted model, not a curated record. Gene Ontology annotation, molecular function: integrin binding. NCBI's taxonomy places the organism in Eukaryota, Metazoa, Chordata, Actinopteri, Perciformes, Anarhichadidae. The transcript is spliced from 7 exons. Gene Ontology annotation, cellular component: plasma membrane. Gene Ontology annotation, biological process: cell-cell adhesion. Bases 1 to 966 code for a protein of 321 amino acids.